Molecule: messenger RNA, 1410 nt
Organism: Endocarpon pusillum Z07020
Lineage: Eukaryota; Fungi; Ascomycota; Eurotiomycetes; Verrucariales; Verrucariaceae
Exons: 4
Coding region: 1-1410 (469 amino acids)
Cellular component (GO): endoplasmic reticulum membrane; oligosaccharyltransferase complex
Source: RefSeq, a predicted model, not a curated record
AUGCGGAAUCUUCUUCCGUUUCUUCUCGUUGCAAUUCUGGGCCUCGUACAGGCAUUGAGUAGUACUGGAAACAGAUUACUGGUUGUGUUAGAGGAGCAAUCGGCAAAGGCGUCUUUCUCACAAUUUUGGGCAGAUCUCGAAGCCCGAGGUUACAAGAUAUCGUUUGAAUCCCCGAAGAAUGAAAGGCUUUCCUUGUUCAAGCUCGGCGAGCGAUCCUAUGACCACCUCCUUCUCACCCCUCCGAAGUCCAAGGGCUAUGGCCCUGCUCUGAUGCCUAAAAUUCUUCUCGAUUUUAUAAAUGGUGGCGGCAACAUUCUUCUUGCCCUGUCAGCGAACUCUCCUACACCUGCUGCUAUUAGUUCCCUUCUCCUUGAGCUCGACAUUCACUUAUCCCCAGACCGAUCCUCUAUUGUUGUUGAUCACUUCAAUCAUGACAUAUCCACUGCAGCCGAGAAGCACGAUGUUCUCCUUGUUCCACGGCCCGAAGCUCUGAGACCUGACGUGAAGAACUACUUUGGUGGGGAUGGAGUUGUUGCUGUACCACGAGCCGUUGGGCAAACCCUUGGGAAUGACAGUCCGCUUCUGGCGCCCAUUCUUACUGCUCCCGAGACAGCAUAUAGCUAUAAUCCGAAGGAAGAAAGUGAAAACAUCGAAGAUCCUUUUGCCACUGGGGGCCAGCUGGCCUUGAUCACUGCAAUGCAAGCUCGAAAUUCUGCGCGUUUCACGGUGCUUGGAUCGUUGGAGAUACUAGAGAACCAGUGGUUCGAGGCCAGUGUCAAGACACUCGAUGGAAAGUCGAAAAAGACUGUCAAUAGAGAAUUUGCGAAACAGCUUUCUGCCUGGACAUUUAAGGAGACGGGGUUGCUGAAGGUUGGAAACGUCGAUCAUUACGAAAUCUCUGGCUUGUCACGCAAGGGUGGAAAUGCAUCGCAGGUUGGCUACCUCAAUCCCGCAAUUUACAGGAUCAAGAAUGAAGUGGCAUUUUCCAUCGAAAUUUCAGAGUAUGAGCUUGAUCACUAUAUACCUUUCACCGUACCCCCUGGCGAUGCUUUACAGCUUGAAUUUACCAUGCUUUCACCCUACCAGCGUCUGCCACUCUUGCCGACAACUCAAACUCCCAAUAGCACCAUCUUCAGCACCUCUUUUACCGUGCCCGAUCAGCAUGGUAUAUUUACAUUCAAAGUCAACUACAAACGCCCCUUUUUGAGCUAUCUUGAAGAGAAGAGAACAGUCACCGUGCGGCACUUCGCUCACGAUGAGUGGCCGCGAAGUUGGGCUAUUACUGGUGGCUGGCCAUGGAUCGCUGGGCUAUGGAGUGUGGUUACCGCUUUUCUGGCGUUCGUGGCGCUUUGGCUGUAUUCUGAACCACCAAAAGACGGAAGUAGUAUCAAAUUUCUUGGGGGCAAAUAG